Molecule: messenger RNA, 664 nt
Organism: Haemorhous mexicanus (house finch)
Lineage: Eukaryota; Metazoa; Chordata; Aves; Passeriformes; Fringillidae
Gene: FGFBP3
Product: fibroblast growth factor binding protein 3
Exons: 1
Coding region: 1-507 (168 amino acids)
Biological process (GO): cell-cell signaling
Molecular function (GO): growth factor binding
Source: RefSeq, a predicted model, not a curated record
AUGAGGCCGCCCCUGGCGCUGCUGGCCCUGGCCGCCCUGGGGGCCGCCGCCGGCGGCGCGGAGCGGGAGGCGGCGGAGGAGGCGCGGGCGGGGCGGUUCUCCACGCCGGAGCAGCAGCGGUGCCGCUGGGAGCUGCGCUCGGCGGCGGGGGCCAGCGAGCUGCGGCUGAGCUGCCGGGCGGCGGGCGGCGGGGCGGCGCGGAGCUGCGCCUACCGCGGGGAGCCGCGGCGCUGCCCGGCCUUCGGCGCCCGCAGCCGCCACUACUGGCGGCAGAUCCUGUCCCGGCUGCGGCGGCGGCGGCACCCCUGCGCCCCGGGAGCGCCGCUCAGCGCCCGCCUCUGCGGCCCGGACCGUGCCCCGCCUGAGGCGCAGUUGCGGCUGCUGCCCGACCCCGGCCCGGCCACGCUUGCCCCCGGCCCGGAGCCCUCCGAGGACCCGGCGCAGACCUACUGCGCCGAGCGGUGGCACUCGCUGUGCAGCUUCUUCGUCGGUUUCUGGGAGGGCUGAGUCGCUCCGGCCCGCGGGAGGGAGCGCGGCCGCCCGGGCUCCGCACCCGGACACUCCCGGUCUCGCCUGCCCUCGGCCACCGCCGCCAAUGCCCCCCGACUCUGUCUGCUCUCCUCUUCUACUCCCCAAUAAAGCGGUAACUAUUUUGUGACAAGAA